AUGGGCCGUGGCCAAUGCCAAAUCUGCGGCCAAGUCCAUGCAAGCUUACGCCAAUCCACGGUAGUCGACGUCAGCCCCAUGGCGACAAUCAGUCCACAGUACACUACAUAUGCUCGCACACUGCCCUUACCAGCUGCACAUCCUGUUAGCGCCCGGAGAGGAGCCAUAUGGGCCUCAGCACUAAAAAAUAAGCGAUAUGACGAUGGGCCUCCCUACUCGACAUUGGCCCUACCAACCACACCCCGCCAAGUCAACGACCUGCCUUUACACACGAUGCGCCAGCCACAAGCAGUAGGACACGCCUGCCCCACUGGCUCACUAGCCACACGCGAGCCUCCACCGAUCAUCCUCAUUAGCAUCAUCAUUAUCAUCAUCAUCAUGAUCCUCAUCUCAACUUAUAACCAUGUCACUCCAACACGCGUCGCAUACAUGCUUAGAGUUUAA
Messenger RNA from Bipolaris oryzae ATCC 44560, 444 nucleotides. RefSeq lists its product as uncharacterized. The record is from RefSeq and is a predicted model, not a curated record. NCBI's taxonomy places the organism in Eukaryota, Fungi, Ascomycota, Dothideomycetes, Pleosporales, Pleosporaceae. The coding region runs from base 1 to 444 and encodes 147 amino acids. The transcript has 2 exons.